AUGUACCGCCAGGGUAGCGACGCUGACUCGGAGGUCAAUGAAUACGAAGAUGAGAUCAAUGAGAUGAUGAACGAGGUUGAUCCGCAACUGAACACUGAGCGAAGUCUGGUUACUUCUGAGCAUGCGUGCGCUUACUGUGGUAUCGACUCACCAACCUCUGUGGUCAGGUGUUACACCUGUCGUAAGUGGUUCUGUAACUCUAAGCACGGCUGCUCAAGCUCGCAUAUCGUUAACCAUUUGGUUCUGUCUCACCAUAAUGUCGUUUCUUUGCAUCCGGAUUCUGAUUUAGGUGAUACUGUGCUGGAAUGCUAUAAUUGCGGUUGCAAGAACGUGUUCCUGUUGGGGUUUGUUUCCGCAAAGAGAGAAGCGGUGGUUGUAUUAUUAUGUCGUAUCCCUUGUGCCCAGACGAAGAACGCUAACUGGGACACAGAUCAGUGGCAACCUUUAAUCGAAGAUAGACAGUUGUUGAGUUGGGUCGCCGAAGAACCUCCAAAUGAAGAUAAGUUGAAGGCAAGACUGAUCACCCCGUCACAAAUGUCUAAACUGGAAGCAAAGUGGAAAUCAAAUAAAGAUGCAACCUUGAAUGACAUCGAAAUAUCCGAAGAACAGGAGGAAAUCCCGCCAACAUUGCUGAGAUACCAAGAUGCUUAUGAAUAUCAAAGAACCUAUGGCCCUCUGAUCAAGCUGGAGGCCGACUACGAUCAACAACUGAAGGAGUCACAGGCAUUAGAACACAUUUCAGUCACGUGGUCACUCGCGUUGAAUAAUAGGCGUCUAGCAUCAUUCGCAUUAUCCACAUUCGAAUCGAAUGAGCUAAAGGUGGCUGUUGGUGAUGAAAUGCUUCUUAGAUAUUCAGGGUUGCAACAUCCAGAAUGGGAGGGUAGAGGGUAUAUCGUUAGAUUACCAAGUAGUUUUCAGGAUGAAUUUACCCUUGAAUUAAGGCCAAGCAAAGUACCACCACCGAUUCAUCUAGGUACCGGGUUUACAGCUGAGUUCAUUUGGAAAGGUACGUCUUAUACCAGGAUGCAGGAUGCUUUGAAAAAAUUCGCUGUUGAUAAAAAAUCAGUUUCCGGAUUUUUAUAUUAUAAAAUCUUAGGUCAUGAAAUUGUUGAUAUUGAUUUUAAUGUUCCUUUGCCAAAAGAAUUCUCAAUACCGGCAUUUGCACAGUUGAAUGCAUCACAAUCGUAUGCUGUUGAGAAUGCUCUUCAAAAGCCAUUAUCUUUAAUUCAAGGUCCACCAGGUACAGGUAAAACAGUUACUUCAGCAACAAUCGUCUAUCAUUUAUCCAAACUACAUAAGGAUCGUAUCCUUGUAUGUGCUCCAUCAAAUGUUGCGGUUGAUCAUUUAGCUUUGAAACUAAGAAAUCUUGGACUUAAAGUUGUUAGGGUCACUGCAAAGAGCAGAGAAGACGUGGAAAGCUCGGUUUCUGAUAUUGCACUACACAAUUUGGUUGGAAGGUCAUCACAAGGUGAAUUGAAAAAGUUAUUAAAGUUGAAAGAAGAUGUUGGAGAGUUAUCAUUAAGAGAUACAAAGAGAUUUGUUAAAUUAGUCAAGAAAGCAGAAUCUGAAAUUCUGAAAAAAGCUGAUGUUGUUUGUUGUACUUGUGUCGGUGCUGGCGAUAAGAGAUUAGAUACUAAGUUUAGUACCGUUUUGAUUGAUGAAAGUACGCAGGCUUCUGAACCUGAAUGUUUAAUUCCAAUAGUGAAAGGGGCAAAACAAAUUAUCUUAGUUGGUGAUCAUCAACAAUUAGGUCCUGUUAUAUUGGAACGUAAAGCUGGUGAUGCGGGGUUAAACCAGUCAUUAUUUGAAAGAUUCAUCUCAUUAGGCCACGUUCCUAUUCGCUUAGAAGUUCAAUACCGUAUGAAUCCUCAUUUAAGUGAAUUACCAAGUAAUAUGUUUUACGAAGGUAGUUUACAAAAUGGUGUAACCAUAGAACAACGUACCGUAAAAAAUAGCUCAUUUCCAUGGCCUAUCCAUGACGUCCCAAUGAUGUUUUGGGCUAAUUAUGGUAGAGAAGAAAUAUCUGCUAAAGGUACUUCGUAUCUAAACAGAAUAGAAGCAAUGAACUGUGAAAAAGUAAUAACAAGACUAUUUAAAGACGGUGUUAAACCUGAACAGAUUGGUGUUAUAACCCCUUAUGAAGGUCAAAGAGCUUUUAUUUUACAGUACAUGCAAAUGAAUGGUUCAUUGGAUAAAGAACUGUAUAUUAAUGUGGAAGUCGCAUCCGUUGAUGCAUUUCAAGGUCGUGAGAAGGAUUAUACAAUUCUAUCAUGUGUUCGUGCAAAUGAUCAACAGGUGAUUGGUUUCCUAAGUGAUCCACGUCGUCUAAAUGUGGGUCUAACUCGUGCAAAAUAUGGAUUAGUGAUAUUAGGUAACCCUAGUGCACUGUCAAGAAAUAUUAUCUGGAAUAAUCUUCUAUUACAUUUUAGAGAGAAAGGUUGCUUAGUUGAAGGUUCUUUGAAUAAUUUACAAUUAUGCACGGUACAACUAACGCGAAAUCACCCGAAAAGAAAUCAAAAAGAUAGAUAUGCAUUCAAUUUGGGCGCAGGAGCCAGUGAAUUUCCCAGCUAUCAGGAUUUUGAUACUCAAAGUUUAAUGUCUUUUGGUCAAGCCGAAACUUUUAACAAUGCUACCAAAGAAUUAUCCUCUUAUCUAAAUAAUCAACUUUGGAGUACUGAAAACCCCGCUGGCCGUCGCGAUAGAGCAAAUCCUGCAAAUGGAUCACAUAACAUGCAUUCGCAGCUACACGAUGGAGAAGAACUUCUAUCAGAUGAGCUUCGCAAAGGUUUGAACUCACUUCAUAUUUAA
Messenger RNA from Zygotorulaspora mrakii, 2808 nucleotides. It is a transcript of the gene NAM7, whose product is annotated as ATP-dependent RNA helicase NAM7. Gene Ontology annotation, molecular function: RNA helicase activity; ATP hydrolysis activity; ATP binding. Bases 1 to 2808 code for a protein of 935 amino acids. The transcript has a single exon. Gene Ontology annotation, cellular component: cytoplasm. Lineage: Eukaryota; Fungi; Ascomycota; Saccharomycetes; Saccharomycetales; Saccharomycetaceae. The record is from RefSeq and is a predicted model, not a curated record. Gene Ontology annotation, biological process: nuclear-transcribed mRNA catabolic process, nonsense-mediated decay.